AUGGUUAUCGCCAAGAAAGCCGUCCUGAAUGUGACCGCACAGCAGAGCCGUUUCCACGCACAGAAACAAGAAUAUACUUCUACAGAGAUUACAGUCAAAGACCUCAGCAUCACAAUCGGCAACCAUGAGAUAUUAAGCCAUGCCGAACUACAGCUACAUCCAGGUCGACACUACGUCCUGGUUGGCCGCAAUGGCGUGGGGAAGUCGACACUCCUCAGAGCCAUGGCCGAAGGACUCAUCCCUAGUAUACCCGCAGCUACACGCAUACUACUUCUCGGUCAAGUGCAAGAGGACGAAGACGAUGGUUCUUCUGCGCCAUCCUUACCGGACGAGACUGUCCUCGAACAUGUUUUGCGCAGUGACAAGCAUCGCCGGCGUCUGCUGUGUGAAGCAAGUAGGUUGUCAGUGGCCAUGGACAACGUCGAGGAUCCUGCUGUAUUGCUAAAGGUGUACCGGGGAUUGAAACGCGAGCGAUUGCAACAUGAUGUUGACGAAGCGAGACGGCGGGCUUCAAAGACGAGUGGGGUGAGGGGCUUGGGCGCAAGAAAGGAGCUGACACACUUGGAAGGAGAGUUGGCCAUUUCUUCCAUGAGGCUUGACCAACUAAACAUUUCAAAUGCUCUUGAAGCCGAAGAGGCUGCGACAGUCAAGGAAGAGAUGCAGAGCGCCAUCGAUAUGCUGACCGAUGUGCAAGCAUCUCUAGUAUCGAUAGAUGCCUCGGGCGCCGAAGCGAGAGCACGUACUGUAUUGCUUGGAUUAGGCUUCUCAACACAACGCAUAGAGAACCCCGUGUCUCAACUAUCCGGAGGCUGGAAGACUCGUUGCAGUCUGGCAUGUGCGCUUUGCCAAUCGUCGGACCUCCUUCUCUUGGACGAACCAACCAAUUUCCUCGACUUGCCGUCCAUCAUCUGGUUAGAAAAAUACAUCCAAACGCUCGAUUCUCAAGUCACCCUGAUCACAGUAACGCAUGAUCGGUCGUUCGCAGACGGAGUCGCAGACGAACUUCUCGUCUUACGAAACCAGAGGAUAGAAAACUUCAAGGGCAACGUAUCCGGCUACGAGAUUGCAAGAUGGCGAUCUUACAGAUAUCUCAGUAGGAUACAAGCCGCUCAAGAAAAGCAAAAGAAACACAUGCAAACGACCAUCGACCAGAACCUCAAGAUGGCAAAGCGCUCGGGAGACGACAAGAAGCUCAAGCAAGUGUCCUCGCGGAAGAAGAAAUUGAAUGAGAGAAUGGGUAUGGAGGUUUCGGCCAAGGGCACGAGAUUCAAGCUUAACAGAGACAGAGCUGGGUGGCAUGACAGCCUGCGGGACGCCAUCGAGGUUCCUGACUUUGAUCCUCUACCACGCAUGGCAUUCCCUGUCUGUCCAUCUGACCUUCGUUUCCCUGGUGCUCUGGUUUCUCUCGAAGACGUCUGCUUUGACCAUCGUGUUGCCAGAACGCAAGUACCCAUCUUGCGCGAUGUCAACUUCAACAUUCAUCUGGGAGAGCGAGUAGGAAUUGUGGGCAUGAACGGCUCUGGAAAAUCUACCUUGGUCUCAUUGAUGAUUGCAGACUCACAAAACAGCGCGGAAAGUGUUACGGCGAGCAAAGGUAAUAUCGUGCGGCACACUAGAGCAAAGAUUGGCCUGUAUUCGCAGCAGGCCGUCGAAGAACUUCAAAACAUUGCUUUGGCAGAAUCCAGGCUGACGGCAUUAUCGCACCUGCUGGAGUUUGCGGGCGGAGAUCUCUCGGAACAGGAAGCACGCGGCCUCCUGUCUUCUCUGGGCCUUGCCGGCAAAGUGACAUCAGAGGUGCCCAUGAGCAGUCUCUCGGGCGGGCAAAAAGUGCGAUUGGCGCUGGCCAAAGUGCUGUACGACCCACCUCACCUGCUCAUUCUGGACGAGGUCACUACACAUCUGGAUCCAGACAGUAUACAAGCACUUGCUCUCAGGCUUCGAGAGUACCAAGGAGCCAUCUUGCUCAUUACGCAUGAUCGCUUCUUCAUGCGGUGCGUGGUGGAAGGUGAGUCACCUAAAAGCUCGACCGAGGGCGUCGAAGAUGAGUCGCCAAAGGAUUCAGACAGCAGCGGAGAAGGCCUACCAGAAUGUGGAGAAGUAUAUCGUCUGUUCAAGACGAAACUGAGGAAGCUGGCAAGUGGUAUGCAGCAGUACGAAGACAUGGGGGCGAAGCUGUUGUCCUGA
Messenger RNA from Aureobasidium namibiae CBS 147.97, 2184 nucleotides. RefSeq names its product ABC transporter domain-containing protein. The transcript has 4 exons. NCBI's taxonomy places the organism in Eukaryota, Fungi, Ascomycota, Dothideomycetes, Dothideales, Saccotheciaceae. The record is from RefSeq and is a predicted model, not a curated record. Gene Ontology annotation, molecular function: ATP binding; ATP hydrolysis activity. The coding region runs from base 1 to 2184 and encodes 727 amino acids.